CAAAACCCUAGCGCUCCUCCCUGUUCUUCAUUCUACUCCAUCUUCACUCCCCCUCCUCACCCAAACCCUACAAAAUGGCCGCCGCCGCGCGCCCUCUUGUCUCCGUCCAAACCAUAGAGUCCGACAUGGCUACUGAUGCCACUCCAACCGUUCCUCUCGCUGAUGUGAUGAAAGCCUCGAUUCGACCCGACAUCGUCACCUUCGUUCACGACAAUAUAUCCAAAAACAGCCGUCAACCCUAUGCCGUCUCCAAACGCGCUGGUCACCAAACUUCAGCUGAAUCCUGGGGUACCGGUCGUGCCGUCUCACGUAUCCCUCGUGUUCCUGGUGGGGGUACUCACCGUGCAGGCCAAGGUGCUUUCGGAAACAUGUGUCGCGGUGGACGCAUGUUUGCUCCUACCAAGAUCUGGCGCCGCUGGCACCGGAAAAUCAACGUUAACCAGAAGCGUUACGCCGUUGCUUCUGCCAUCGCCGCCUCCGCUGUUCCUUCCCUCGUCAUGGCACGUGGCCACCGCAUUGAGGCUGUACCGGAGAUGCCGCUGGUCAUUUCCGACGCUGUUGAGAGCGUUGAGAAAACCUCGGGUGCAAUCAAGGUUUUGAAACAGAUCGGAGCAUAUCCUGAUGUUGAAAAGGCUAAGGACAGCCAAGAAAUCCGACCCGGAAAAGGAAAAAUGAGGAAUCGGAGGUACAUUUCCCGUAAAGGUCCUUUGAUUGUUUACGGAACUGAGGGAGCUAAGCUUGUUAAAGCCUUCCGUAACAUUCCUGGAGUGGAGGUUGCCAACGUGGAGAGGCUUAAUCUGUUGAAACUGGCACCUGGUGGUCACCUUGGAAGGUUCAUUAUUUGGACCAAAUCGGCUUACGAGAAGCUGGAUACGAUUUACGGGUCAUUUGAUAAGCCUUCUGAGAAGAAGAAAGGGUACGUACUGCCUCGAUCUAAGAUGGUGAAUGCUGAUCUGGGUAGGAUUAUCAACUCUGAUGAGGUGCAGUCGGUUGUGAAGCCCAUUAAGAAGGAGAUCAAGAGGGCACCUUUGAAGAAGAACCCACUCAAGAACUUGAAUGCUAUGCUGAAGUUGAACCCAUAUGCGAAGACUGCUAGGAGGAUGUCUCUUUUAGCCGAGGCACAACGUGUUAAGGCUAAGAAGGAGAAGCUUGACAAGAAGAGGAAGCCCAUUUCUAAGGAGGAGGCAACAGCAAUCAAGUCAGCAGGCAAAGCAUGGUAUCAGACUAUGAUCUCCGACAGUGACUACACAGAAUUUGAGAACUUCUCUAAGUGGUUGGGUGUGUCUCAGUAAUUUUAGUUUUUGAUUUAGAUAUUUGUUGCAGACAAUGUUUUCAGCUUUGUUAUGGUGUUGUCCUUUUAGUUAUUUUGGUGUUUUGAGUUGUGGGUGGAAGGAAAAUUAGUGAAAUAUCAUGCUUUAAUACGCUUCUGUUUUGUCCUCCUCCGCUGUUUUCGCAUUCUAUGGCUAGUGGAAUAGUUUCUAUAAUAUGAGAACAAGAAAUUAAUCAGUUUACAA
Molecule: messenger RNA, 1514 nt
Organism: Gossypium raimondii (Peruvian cotton)
Lineage: Eukaryota; Viridiplantae; Streptophyta; Magnoliopsida; Malvales; Malvaceae
Product: 60S ribosomal protein L4
Exons: 2
Coding region: 75-1292 (405 amino acids)
Biological process (GO): translation
Cellular component (GO): cytosolic large ribosomal subunit; ribosome
Molecular function (GO): structural constituent of ribosome; RNA binding
Source: RefSeq, a predicted model, not a curated record